This is a messenger RNA of Hipposideros armiger (great roundleaf bat), 4333 nucleotides long. RefSeq names its product iodothyronine deiodinase 2 (gene DIO2). Gene Ontology annotation, molecular function: thyroxine 5'-deiodinase activity. Lineage: Eukaryota; Metazoa; Chordata; Mammalia; Chiroptera; Hipposideridae. Gene Ontology annotation, biological process: thyroid hormone metabolic process. The record is from RefSeq and is a predicted model, not a curated record. The transcript is spliced from 2 exons.
GGGAAUGUAUAAAAGGCUUCAGGGAGACUCACUGGGCUGCAGAGAGAGCACUUUGCACCACAGAUAGCACGAAGGAAAGCCAGAGGGAGUGAGCAAAAGAAGAGUCAGACGCUCCUGGGGAGGGUGAGCGUGAGACAGGCUGGGAGAAGGAGAACAGAAAGUGUGUGUCAAACGGAGUAAAGAAGGGGAAAAAAAACUACCCUUAAAGCACAUUUUAAAAACUCUGGCAACUCAAGAAAGAAACAGGCUACGUUUCUGAACAUAGAGACAAUGAAAAGCUAAAGAAAAUUUUGCAGUCUUUGCCACAGUCUCAUAGGUGCUUGGAAAUGAAAGUAGAACUGCCUGUCUUGAACCGACUCUGAGAGGGAUAACUGGAUUAGGGACGGGUUCGCCAGUUGUGGUGUUUUUUUUUUUCCUUUUUUUUAACAUCUUAAAUUCUGAAAAAAAAAAAAAAAAGAGGCAGCAGCUCCGAAUUGAAUGAAUUGAUGGGCACAAUCCAACUGCUGGGCUGGAGAGACUGGACUUGGUCUUGCCAUUUCUGCUUCUUUGAAAGAGGAGACAGCGUGGGCUUCCUUUUAAUUUCGUUUUUCUCCUUCUCCCCCACCCCCUAGCCUUCCCCUUGACCUUCCCCCACUCCCUCUAUUACCACCCCCCCCUUUUAAAUAAGAGGGUGAAGGUGGACCACAGCGCACAAGGGAAGUGGCUCAGGAGGCAGAGAAGAUGGGCAUCCUCAGCGUAGACUUGCUGAUCACACUGCAAAUUCUGCCAGUUUUUUUCUCCAACUGCCUCUUCCUGGCGCUCUAUGACUCGGUCAUUCUCCUCAAGCACGUGGUGCUGCUCUUGAGCCGCUCCAAGUCCACUCGCGGGGAGUGGAGGCGCAUGCUGACCUCAGAGGGAAUGCGCUGCAUCUGGAAGAGCUUCCUCCUCGAUGCCUACAAACAGGUGAAAUUGGGUGAAGAUGCCCCCAAUUCCAGUGUGGUGCAUGUCUCCAAUUCUGAAGGAGGCGACAACAGUGAAAAUGGCACCCAGGAGAAAACAAUUGAUGGAACCGAGUGCCAUCUUCUUGACUUUGCCAGCUCAGAGCGCCCACUGGUGGUCAACUUUGGCUCAGCCACUUGACCGCCUUUUACUAACCAGCUGCCAGCCUUCAGCAAACUGGUAGAAGAGUUCUCAUCAGUGGCUGACUUCCUGUUGGUCUACAUCGAUGAGGCUCACCCUUCAGAUGGUUGGGCGGUGCCUAAGGAUUCUUCUUUGUCUUUUGAGGUGAAGAAGCACCGGAACCAGGAAGACCGAUGUGCAGCAGCCCACCAGCUUCUGGAGCGUUUCUCCUUGCCGCCCCAGUGCCGAGUUGUGGCUGACCGCAUGGACAAUAACGCCAAUGUAGCUUAUGGGGUAGCCUUUGAGCGUGUGUGUAUUGUGCAGAGACAGAAAAUUGCUUAUCUGGGAGGAAAGGGCCCCUUCUACUACAACCUUCAAGAAGUCCGGCGUUGGCUAGAGAAGAAUUUCAACAAGAGAUGAACUCUAGAUUAGCUGUUGAAAGGUAUGAUUGUAAUAGAGCUCUUUUUUUUUCUUUAAAUACAUGUAAAGGAAAGGAAACUAAGAACUGAAUCCACUAUUUCAACUGAGUCUUAUUGCCUCACUGAAAGACAGGAAUUUCCAUGUCAGAAGAAUAUAAACCUCUAAUAUCUCAAUACUUCUUUCACCACUCAAAUGGCAUUUGGCUAAAUAGUAGCCCCAUUACUUCUAUUUAAAAAACAAACAAACAAAAAAAAACACCAAAAAACCCUGACUGAAAAGAUCCCAAGAUGAAGAGGAAGACACUCUGCUUGAUAUAGCUGAUGUGUGCUUUGGAACCUGAAAAAAAGACUUACCUGAAUAAUUACGAUGUUAGGGAAAAUAUUGUCUUUGUUAGUAUAAGGGAUGUUGCCCUGGCUUUAUUCAGCAUGGAUAGAGCCCAACUAGAAAAUUCCCAAAUAUUUGUUUAUAAUGAGGACUUGAACCCAGGCCAUGUGGCUAGGACCUUGGUGUUUAACAUGAUAGAGUAGUGUCUAAUGUUCUCAUUUCUAGCCAUGCAGUGUAUGCCAGUCUAAAUAGCCCAGAACUCACAGGUGUGUUUUUAGCUGGCAAGAAUGACUCCCACCUGGAGGGUGAGAAUGAUCAUCAGAAAUCUGAGAGUUACUUUCUAGGCAGGUAAGGAAAGCGCUAGAGGAAAAUCAAGUUGACAAGCUAGGAAAAGGAGGCAGACAGAUUAGGAGGCUUCACAGAGCUUCACCUUGAAGCUAUAGAGCAUGGGACUAAUUUGUUAGCCAUAGAAACAUACAUGAAGCCAGAAGAAGCAGCUCAACUAAAAGUAGCAGAGAAUAUACAUAGGAAAUUACCAUAUUUGUCAGUGCUCCUAGGUUGAGGGAGAAAGGGGGGUUCAGAGGGAAAAAAACAUGCUUCAAUAUUUAUAUUUAGAGGUUUUUUUGUGUGUGGAAUAAUUACUUUUUGAAACAUGUUUGUGGUGUGUAUAUUUUCAGUGGGUGAAUUAUACCCCAUGAUACUAAUUAAAGGUAAAACCAGUGGAUCCAUUAGUUCUGGUCUGUCCCUCUCCAUCCCUGCAAUUAAGAUUAUGCCCAACUCAUUCUUGGUCCCAAUCUCUGUAGAAGUGUUCUCUCAAUCUCUCUCUCUCUCUCUCUCUCUCUCUCUCUCUCUCUCUCUCUCUCUCACACACACACACACACACACACACACACUCAUUCCCAGAUGCUGUGGGAAGUAGGUACGCCAACCAUUCAUCUGCAGCACUGUUAUCUUCCCAAAGUAAACUGCAAUGAAUGAUCAGUGCAAACAAAUAAGAUUUCUUCAGUUGUAAAACAGAGGAAGAGAAAGUUAGUUUGAGACAAUUUCCAUCAGUAAUUUUGGAGGCCUUGAUAUAAGGCAAUCCUUAAUAGUAUGGAUUUUGGUAAAAUGGAAUUCCCAUUGACAUUCGAAUUUGGACUUGGGUCUUCCUUUGUUCUUAUUAGCUGAGGUCUAGUAAUCUAAGGCCUCUAUAGCACAUUAAUAUAAUGUGAUUUUAAUAUAUAUAUAUAUGCCAUAUUUCUCUUUAAAAUGAAGACAUUAUAGUUUUACCUAUAAGUAAUAUAAGUGAUAUCUAAAUAUCAUAACCUCUAAAAGAAUAGACCUAAUUUUAUAUCAUAUUUUUUUUGUAAAUUUAAGGAUACUAUCAAAUCACAGUACAUGGUUGUAUUUAUAUGUACAAUCAAAGGUUCUUAUGACCAUUCCACUAAUAAAAAAUCAUAAAAUAAAACUAAUAGAAAAAGAUGUCUAAAGUUGAUAAUAUCUUCCUGAACUAGUUGCCUGAAAUGAAAAAAAAAGUGAGAACUGAGUGUGUAAGAACCAAAACUCUAUUUUUUUAGAAACUAGAGCAACAUAGUCAUAUCAGUAGUUAGUUUAUUUAGAUUUUAAAGCACCAUUUUAACUGAUUCUUUUACAGCAAGAUUUAAGCUUCUGUGUCUUAAAUUCUACAAAACACACCCACAAAAAAACAAAGCAGGUUUUAAAAAUGUGACAUCAUCUAACGAAUUUCUGGAAAAUCACAUAGAGAGUAAAUUAUUUCAGAGUCCUCAAUUGUUAAACUAUAACUCAAGGCUUAUCAGUGGGCCCCACUGAUUUUUAUCUUCAAAAUGGUGUUGAGAUUUAUGUGGUAUAUAGAUGAACAAUUGGUUGCAGUACACUCACACUGUCGUCCUUUAACUUCCCCUUUGUUCUACAUGUACAAUGAUGGAACAGGAUGUUAGAGAAGCUGGUGGGGGGAUGAGACUUGGCUAAGGCAGUCAGCGCUAGUCGUCUGGGGAAAAGGAUGGUGAAAAAUCACCGAGCUGUGAUAUAUUUUUAAAGAAAGAGAAAGUUGUGUGCAUGCAGUUCCUCUCCUUGAGGAUCGUCCGAUGGAGAAAUGAAGCAGUGGAAAUAGACAUACAAAGGCAUAGACUGAAUAUCAGGGAAAAAGAUGUUCAAUCGAACAUAGAAGAAUCACUGGAAGAAAGGCUGUGAGGGGCCACUGGAGAAAGUGGAUUGACAAAGCUCAGGAAUCCUACAAUAUUUAGAAUGGCUUGGUGUUGUCAGAAUGAUGAUAAGCCUGUAAUUACGUAACCUAUUUAUCUCAACAUAAACUUUUAUGAUGUCCUGUGAUGUAUCUUUUAUGAACUUAACAAAACUCAUUAUUUGAGAUAGAGGGGAAUUGAUGCUUGGCUGAUAUGCUCUGAGUCAUUAUUAGAUUGUCAAUACCUACCCACCCUAUCCUGUCUUUUAUAAAGUAUAUUCCUUUGAGGAAUUGUAGUUCUUAUUCUCACAA